UCAAUCUUUUCAACAACCAAGACAUCCCUUGACAAAAGAGAAAAUGGCAUUAUACCUUAUUGGUUUAGGUUUAUAUGAUGAAAAAGAUAUUUCGUUAAGAGCAUUUGAAAUUAUCAAAUCAGCUUCUUAUAUUUAUUUAGAAUGCUAUACUUCAAUUCUGUUUUGUGACAAGGAUCGAUUAGAAACAUUUUAUGGUCGAGAAAUUCAAUCGAUGGAUCGAGAAUCUGUCGAGUCCAAGUGCGACCAUAUGCUUGAGCAGGCUAAGACUUCUACAGUGGUUCUUCUUGUUGUGGGCGACCCCUUAUGUGCCACAACCCACUCGGACUUACUUUUUCGAGCUAAAACGUUAAAAAUAAAAACUUACGUUAUUCAUAAUGCUUCUAUGAUCAACGCUGUUUCCAGUUGCGGGCUUCAAGUUUAUUUGUUUGGUGAAGUUGUUUCUAUUCCCUUUUUCACUGAAAAUUGGAUACCUGAAAGCGUUUACGAGAAGAUUCAGAAAAAUAUGCUUUCUGGACUUCAUACAUUAUGCUUACUUGAUAUCAAGGUUAAAGAACAAACUGUAGAAAAUCUUAUGCUACAGAAUUCUAUAUACGAGCCACCAAAAUUUAUGACAAUUCCUCAAGCCAUCGAUCAGCUUUUUUCAUUAGAAAACACGAAAAAACAAAUGGUGUGUCAGCCGCAUACCAAAGCUUUUGGAAUGGCCCGCAUUGGAAAUCUUCAAUCACAACUUAUUGUUAGCGGAACUCUGGAGGAAUUGCAAUCGUAUGAUUUUGGACCCCCAUUACACUCCUUAGUGAUAUGCUCUCCUAAACUACACGACAUGGAGGAAGCCUUUUAUAACCUCCAUAAUAUAAGGUUCAAGUCUAUUUUACCUUGCAUAGAUGGUAACCAUUUCUCGAUAAAAUAAGUUUUAUUUUAUAUCUCCCACACUUUCCGCUAUGUCUCUAAAUAUCAGGAAAUAGACAGUGACUCCCUUUCAUAACGUUGCAAUGACAAAAAAAAUAGUUUCAUGUUAAUUUUCUUUAUAGCUCGUACUUGACAUGUCAUUUUUACUUAUUAAUGAUGUUUGUCGCAAAACCAUUUCUUAUAAGCUAUACGAGACAUCAGCAGACUAUCUAUGAAGAGAUAAGCG
Messenger RNA from Hylaeus volcanicus, 1132 nucleotides. Its product is annotated as diphthine methyl ester synthase-like. NCBI's taxonomy places the organism in Eukaryota, Metazoa, Arthropoda, Insecta, Hymenoptera, Colletidae. The coding region runs from base 44 to 907 and encodes 287 amino acids. The transcript has 9 exons. Gene Ontology annotation, molecular function: diphthine synthase activity. Gene Ontology annotation, biological process: protein histidyl modification to diphthamide. The record is from RefSeq and is a predicted model, not a curated record.